Messenger RNA from Scleropages formosus (Asian bonytongue), 1901 nucleotides. RefSeq names its product solute carrier family 52 member 3-2a (gene slc52a3-2a). Gene Ontology annotation, cellular component: plasma membrane. Gene Ontology annotation, molecular function: riboflavin transmembrane transporter activity. The transcript has 4 exons. NCBI's taxonomy places the organism in Eukaryota, Metazoa, Chordata, Actinopteri, Osteoglossiformes, Osteoglossidae. Bases 85 to 1443 code for a protein of 452 amino acids. Gene Ontology annotation, biological process: riboflavin transport. The record is from RefSeq and is a predicted model, not a curated record.
CUUUGUUUCCAAGGCCGGACCGCUGAUCCCAGCUGCUGCUCAGCAUACAGACUUCUAUUUGAAAAGGUGUUCAUAGCCCUGAACAUGUCACUUUUCACCCAUGUGCUGGCCUGCCUGUUUGGCACAGGAUCCUGGGUGUCCAUCAAUGGAAUGUGGGUGGAACUUCCUCUCAUUGUCCCUGAAAUCCCAGAGGGCUGGUAUCUACCCUCUUACCUCUCUGUCAUCAUCCAAAUGGCCAAUAUUGGGCCUUUGUUUGUCACCCUCAUGCACCGCUUUCGCCCAGGCGUUCUGAACGAGGUGGCUGUCAUCUACUUUAUCAUCAGCCUAGGAACGCUGGCCAGCUUCCUGCUGGCAUUCUUCUGGAAGGUGACCCUGAACGUCGCAGGCUUCCCACACAGUGUGCCACUCUUGCUGCUCACCUUCUUCUUGUCCUUGGUAGACUGUACCUCCUCUGUGACUUUUCUGCCCUUCAUGAUGCGACUCAAGCCUCAGUAUCUCACGUCCUACUUUAUUGGAGAGGGCCUCAGUGGGCUGAUCCCAGCUGUGGUGGCUUUGAUACAGGGUGUGGGCAUUCUCCACUGCAGCAACCAUACAGUAAUGGCCAACGAGACUCUGGACAACUCGACAACGAUGUACAAAUUUGAGGCCCAAUAUCUGCCGGCCAACUUCUCUACCCACACUUUCUUUCUCUUCUUGAGCACUAUGAUGGUGGUUUGCCUGCUGGCCUUCCUCUUCCUGAACCUCCACCCUGCAGUCAGACAGCAGCAUGAAACCGAUCGACACCAUGGCAGAAUGGGAGAAGGGGAAAAGGGAACCUUGGUCCUCAAGCAGCACAGGCAGCCAGAAGAGAAACCUAUGAUCAGCCCAUUCAAUGGCAAUAACAAGAAGACCUGCAGCUUCUUUAGGACUGGAACCUAUGGUUGGAUUGAAGUGCUUUUCAUUUUCUCAGUCCUGGGCUGGACCAAUGCGCUCACCAACACUGUUUUACCCUCAGUCCAGUCAUACUCUUGCAUGCCCUAUGGGAACAAUGCCUACCACUGGUCAGUCACCAUGGCUGCUGUGGCCAAUCCUCUCGCCUGCUUAAUCGCCGUGUUUUACCCCAAAAGGUCCUUGAAGCUGAUGGGUUUUCUUACUUUGCUGGGCACUGGCAUUGGGGCUUACAUCAUGGGUAUGGCAGUGCUGAGUCCCUGUCCCCUUUUCAUCCAAAACCACACUGGUGCUGUCUUCAUUGUGGGAGCUUGGUUCUUCUUUGUCCUCACCCUCUCCUAUGUGAAAGUGAUCAUUGGGAUAAUCUUGCGGGACGAGGGUCACAGCGCUCUAGUAUGGUGUGGUGCCGUGGUGCAGCUGGGCUCCAUACUCGGAGCUUUCGCAAUGUUUCCCAUCGUCAGUGUUUACAGGCUUUUUACGUCAGGAGAUCCCUGUAACACCGUAUGCUCGAAAUGAAGAUCUAAGAAAUAUAUAUUUUUUGUAAUUCACAUACUUUUAUCUAUGCAGCAUUUUUCUAAAAACCAGUCACAUCCUUCUCACACUGUAAGGUUUAAAUGACAUAACAACCAAGCCUAACAUCUACAGGAAUUCACCAGUUAAUUCACUGGAUGGACAAUGCAUAAAUUUCAUGGACUUGACUGACAGUAUCACUUACAUUGAUGCUUUUUGUGUGUUCUGUAAGAAUUUUUGCCAGUUGCAGAGCUUAAUAAUACAGAAAUAACUAAGAAUUAGGUUGUGUUUUAAGUCAGAAUUUGAUCCUUCUUUAGGUAAGGCAAGACCAGUUAAUCAAAAAGACUGAAUAGUCAUAAAGAUUAAUAAAAAAAGUUAGUGUGGGAGCAUCUGCUACUGUUGUGGUUAGUGCUGCUGCCCUUGGACUCAAAGGUCACAGGUUUGAGUCUCACCUCCAGCUGUAG